AUGCUCAAGCCUUCUCCGUGUGAGACGAUGUCUUUGGUUUUGACAGUGAUCAGCCUGGCACUAGCCGAUGCAGGCUACCAAUACAACACGCCUAGUGCGUCAUUCGGUCUGCCAGGAAAUCAACCCGCGAAUUUUCAGACGGGCUCGCAACAACACAGCGCGCUACCAAACGACCAGGACAAGCUGGCACAUUCAGUAUCAUACAAGGACUUUGUAUAUUUAAAGAAUGAUGUCCACCAAAAUAGGGGCGGGCAUCAGGGUUUCAUCAACCAUGCGGCUGGUAACGGAGGAUAUGCAACGCCGCCCGUGAACAAUGGUUACGUAAACUCUGGUUACCCACAGAGCGUUGCACCGGUAGCGUCCGGUGCAAACCUGAAUAGUAACUCUGUGCAGAACUUUGCACCAGUUGGUUAUAAUUACAACAAUGGUCACAGCCAUAACUUUGCACCAAUUUCCGGUUCUUAUGCAAAUAGCUACUCUCAGAUUCCAGCGCCCCCUAGCACUAAUGUAAACCUUGGCUAUCAAUCUAAUAACCAUGUUGUAAAUUCUGGUUAUUCAUCAGCUAUAUCUAGUGGUAGUACGGGAAGUAUUCCACAACCCUUUCCACAUUCUGGAUCUGUUGGCUACAAUAAUGGUUAUCCCCAAGCUUCUAAUGGAAAUGCAUUAAAUAGCUAUUCUCAAGCCAGCAGUAGUUCUAGCCAUGCUGUCAGCCAUGGUCACUCACAAACCUCAUUAUCAUUAGCUAAUUCAAAUUCAAAUAGUGGGUAUUCACAUGUAUUAGUCCCAUAUUCUAGCAGUUUAAGUGUUAACAAUAAUUACGCCCCGAAUCCUUUACCAAUUGUCGGGGAAAGUGUUGACACUGGGUACUCCCAAGCAUUCCCACCAAUUAGCAACGUAAAUUCAAACAGCAAUGGUUAUACUCAAUCUUCAUCUUCCUCUUCUGGUGCCAAUUACAAUUCAGGCUACUCCUAUUUUCCACCAAACUUUUCCCCCAGCUCUGCUGGCUCAGGUAAUUCUCAUGCCCAAAAUAGUUUCACAUCAGCAGGAAGCUCAUUUAAUGGAGGCUACUCACAGUAUAAUAACAUAAAUAGUGGUUACACUCAAAGCUCUUCUCAAAAUAGCCAGAGUCUAAACAAUGGCUACAGCCAACCCAUCCAGUCAACAACACAGCAUGGACAACUCAACUCGGAUAACGGCUGGAAACCGCUGAUCUCACAACCCAGUUCAUCAUUAAAUUCUGGUAUCAGUCAAUCAUCUGGUGCAUUAUUCAACGGAAACUCGAAUUCUUUAUCACAAACCUCUGCAACCAUACAAGCUGGAGUUGGUAGUGGGAUUGUAAACACAGGUUUUACUCAAACAGCUUCAGCUAAUGUAGUCGGAAGUUCCAGUUCCGAUUUUAACAGUGCACCAAUAACUCCUACGGUGUACAAGCACAUAUAUUUCCACGUGCCACCCCCAGAAAUUGAAGAACCAAAAACCACACCGCCACCUCCACCACCGAAAAAGAACUACAAAAUUAUAUUUAUUAAGGUACCUUCGCAACAAUCUAAGUCCAAUUUGGCUCGUUUACAACAAAUUGCUGAAAUGAGUAACGCUUCAGUUGAACACAAAACCCUCAUUUAUGUUUUGGUGAAAAAUCCGGAGACACAACAGCCAGUAGUAUUACCAAAAUCGACCCCUUCGGAACACGAGGUAUUCUUUGUGAAGUAUAAUGGCGACCCAUUGGAAAUAGCGGAGCAAGUCAACAAAGAACUGGAUAAAACUGGUACGGUACAAAGCAUAGUCCCCCUAGAGCCAGGUCUAGUGAAUGGGAAGAAGUGA
Messenger RNA from Spodoptera exigua (beet armyworm), 1821 nucleotides. NCBI's taxonomy places the organism in Eukaryota, Metazoa, Arthropoda, Insecta, Lepidoptera, Noctuidae. The record is from the annotation of a GenBank genome assembly.